AUGCCAGCCUCGUCACCUAAGUUCGGGAAGGGGGCUGCUGCCACCACGCCGAGAGGAAAAGCCAGCCAGCUGAAGCUCCAGGCGGUCAAGGAGAAUCUGGUCCACAAUGCGAAGAACAAGCUGGACCUUUCAGCGGCGGCCGCGUACGCGCCCACGAAAGCUCCGAGGGAGACGGCUGAUGAGAAAAUGAAGAAGGUCGUGCAGAAGGCGAUCGCCGACAAUUUCAAGGGGGCCCAGUGGACAAACGCCAUUCUGUACGCCAAAGUGGUCCAUGGCAAAACUGUAUCUCAGCACAUCGAGGCGCGCAUCCGCGAGAAGGGCUCCCGGGGCAAGGGCUUCUACGACGAGUUGAAAUUGAAAUUCGCCGAGACAGAGGACUCCGGCGCAUUCGCCGUCGACAACGGGUCGGAGGCGAUCCCCGAUGAUCUUGAAGAUGUUGUCUCGGCCCUCGUGUUAGACCCCAGGGCGACUGAGGGUCUGAAGGGGUAUUUUGAAUAUGGACCGGAGAUCCCGAAUCAAAAGUGCGCGGCCAUUGUCGGCAAAGUGAUGUUUACUGUGCCUACGUUCGCCCCUGUCCGGAAUGCCGAGCUGUGGCAGGAGUUCAUUAAGUUCAUCGUUCGUACGCAGUUCCACGCAAAGUACCCGGACGUGCGGGCCAAGUUGAGGGCGCGCGCAAGUUUGGUGUUGGAGGCGGCCCACAUGGACAAGCUCACGAGCCUGGGGAAGAACGAGAAGUGGUGCACGGUUGAGGACUCCGUCUUGAGCGUCUACCGCGGGUCGGACACAGGCCGAGUCAUCUACGAGGAGGCGUACCGCAACCUCGGGCGCGAGAAGAUGGAGACCGUGGCUGACGAGGUCGUCGCGCAGGUGAUGCGGGCCAGCAUCACGCAGGCCACGAUCCGCAGAUCCCGGGAGUCAUUCCUGGAGAAACUGAAGAUCGCAGGGUUCAAGGCCCUGGAAGUCAUGGAGCCUUGGGCCACGGACGUGACAUACAGGCAGACGAAGAUGACCAUUACGGUGAACAGCUACAUGGACAUGUUCACGGCCAAGCGGCAGGCCGCGGUCUUGGGCGCGGCCGUCGACGCGGGGGUCCUGGCCCCAUUGCUCUGCGAGGGCGGAUUGCUCGUCGCCGACAAGACGAAGGUGUUCAAGCAUAAGGUGGAUGCGGACGUCGCUGAAGAUGCCAUCAAUGGCCGAAGCGUCGCUUCUUCCCUCGUCGAGGGUCGUGGCGUUCAGACGGGCUCCGCCAUCGUGACGCUUUUCAGGUCGAAGUGGAAGAUACUGUAUGGCGAAGACAAGGACUGGCGCAUCACAUUCCGGAUCUUCGAGAUGCACGUCGGCUCCCUUGGCGAGGAGGCUUUCCGUCGGAACACGCUCGGGGCCCUCCCGACGGCGGACCGCGUGCUCAGCUGCGCGCAGGCCCUUACUGCCCUCCGCAAGCUCGAGAAUGGGAAGCUGUUCGAGUUCAUCGGCGCUGGCCUGCAGAAAGUCUUCCGGGACGUCAUUGGCUGGGUGCAGCACAUCAAGGGCGACAAGCCGCCGGCGGUGACUGGCGAGAGCUCGCCUUUCGUGCGCGAUGUGAAGGAGUCCUUGGCGUGGUUCUUCCCCGCGCAGAACAGCCCUGGCGGGGGCGCGCCUGGCGCCGUUCUCCGGGGCAAGGAGGCCGCGGAGGCGGCCUUCGCGCACUGCGAGGGCCUCGCGACGGCCGAUAAGUUGAAGGGCGACCCUCAGCAACUCACGCCGCUCCUCGUCUUCUCGUUCUGCCUGUCGCCCGCCAGCCGCACCAAGGUCCUGGCGUGGAAGGACGACCUGGUCAAGAAGGGCAAGCGCAAGGCUGGGGGGAACAGCAAGGUGGCAGCCAAG
This is a messenger RNA of Prorocentrum cordatum, 1863 nucleotides long. NCBI's taxonomy places the organism in Eukaryota, Dinophyceae, Prorocentrales, Prorocentraceae. The record is from the annotation of a GenBank genome assembly.